This is a messenger RNA of Pseudoliparis swirei, 2046 nucleotides long. RefSeq names its product NAD(P) transhydrogenase, mitochondrial. Gene Ontology annotation, biological process: NADPH regeneration. NCBI's taxonomy places the organism in Eukaryota, Metazoa, Chordata, Actinopteri, Perciformes, Liparidae. The record is from RefSeq and is a predicted model, not a curated record. Gene Ontology annotation, cellular component: mitochondrial inner membrane. Gene Ontology annotation, molecular function: NAD binding; NADP binding.
AUGGACUACACGUCCGUCUACAUAGAGGACUACACGUCGGACUACACAGGAGCUGCAGCCUGUCUCCAGGUGCCUGAGUGUCCCGUGUCUGUAGGCGUGUCCACCUGCCUGGCUCUGGGCGUGGUCUCCCCCAACGCCGCCUUCACCCAGAUGGCCACCACCUUCGGCCUGGCCGGCCAGGUGGGCUACCACACGGUGUGGGGCGUGACCUCCGCCCUGCACUCGCCCCUCAUGUCGGUCACCAACGCCAUCUCAGGUCUGACCGUCUGGUCUGACCGCUGUUGGGGGUCUGGUGCCGAUGGGGGGGGGGGGGCUCGCCGCCUGGGGAACGUCCUGGGCAUGAUGGGCGUGGCCGGGGGCAUCGCCGCCACCCUGGGCGCCCUCAGGCCCUCCCCGGAGCUGCUGUCCCAGAUGUCUCUGGCCAUGGCACCGGGGGGACCCUGGGUAGGUCUGACGCUCGCCAAGCGCAUCGAGAUCUCCGACCUUGCACAGCUGGUGGGCCCGGCUGCGGUCCUCACCUGCGUGGCCGAGUUCAUGAUCGAGUUCCCUCACCUGGACACGCACCCGGCCGCCGGGGUCCUCAAGACCGUGGCCUACCUGGGCACCUACAUCGGGGGCGUCACCUUCAGUGGCUCCCUGGGUUACAGGGACCGGCCAAUGGGAGACCAGGGUUACAGGGACCGGCCAAUGGGAGACCAGGGUUACAGCGACCGGCCAAUGGGAGACCAGGGUUACAGGGACCGGCCAAUGGGAGACCAGGGUUACAGGGACCGGCCAAUGGGAGACCAGGGUUACAGGGACCGGCCAAUGGGAGACCAGGGUUACAGGGACCGGCCAAUGGGAGACCAGGGUUACAGGGACCGGCCAAUGGGAGACCAGGGUUACAGGGACCGGCCAAUGGGAGACCAGGGUUACAGCGACCGGCCAAUGGGAGACCAGGGUUACAGGGACCGGCCAAUGGGAGACCAGGGUUACAGCGAUCGGCCAAUGGGAGACCAGGGUUACAGGGACCGGCCAAUGGGAGACCAGGGUUACAGGGACCGGCCAAUGGGAGACCAGGGUUACAGGGACCGGCCAAUGGGAGACCAGGGUUACAGCGACCGGCCAAUGGGAGACCAGGUUGGGGUCUGUGCAGCCAAAGCCCAGUACCCCAUCGCUGACAUGGUGAAGAUGCUGAAGGAGCAGGGCAAGAGCGUCAGGUUUGGGAUCCACCCCGUGGCCGGCCGCAUGCCGGGCCAGCUCAACGUGCUGCUGGCGGAGGCCGGCGUGCCCUACGACGUGGUGCUGGAGAUGGAGAUCAACGGGGACUUCCCAGAGACGGACCUCACGCUGGUCAACGGGGCCAACGACACCGUGAACUCCGCGGCCCAAGAGGACCCCAACUCCAUCAUGCCGGUUCUGGAGGUGUGGAAGUCCAAACAGGUGAUCGUGAUGAAGCGCACCCUGCGCGCCGCCGUGGACAACCCCAUCGUCUACAAGCCCAACACCUCCAUGCUGCUGGGGGACGCCAAGAAGACCUGCAGGCCAAGAUCAGAGAGGACGAGGGGCCCUGAAGGCCUCUCCACCACGGCCCGGAGGUCAGAGGCCUUCUACUCGGGGCCCUGAAGGCCUCUCCACCACGGCCCGGAGGUCAGAGGCCUUCGACUAGGGGCCCUGAAGGCCUCUCCACCACGGCCCGGAGGUCAGAGGCCUUCGACUAGGGGCCCUGAAGGCCUCUCCACCACGGCCCGGAGGUCAGAGGCCUUCUACUCGGGGCCCUGAAGGCCUCUCCACCACGGCCCGGAGGUCAGAGGCCUUCGACUAGGGGCCCUGAAGGCCUCUCCACCACGGCCCGGAGGUCAGAGGCCUUCGACUAGGGGCCCUGAAGGCCUCUCCACCACGGCCCGGAGGUCAGAGGCCUUCUACUCGGGGCCCUGAAGGCCUCUCCACCACGGCCCGGAGGUCAGAGGCCUUCGACUAGGGGCCCUGAAGGCCUCUCCACCACGGCCCGGAGGUCAGAGGCCUUCUACUCGGGGCCCUGAAGGCCUCUCCACCACGGCCCGGAGG